This is a messenger RNA of Labeo rohita (rohu), 4040 nucleotides long. RefSeq names its product SMAD family member 4a (gene smad4a). The coding region runs from base 424 to 2232 and encodes 602 amino acids. Gene Ontology annotation, biological process: regulation of transcription by RNA polymerase II; SMAD protein signal transduction; cell differentiation. NCBI's taxonomy places the organism in Eukaryota, Metazoa, Chordata, Actinopteri, Cypriniformes, Cyprinidae. The transcript is spliced from 12 exons. Gene Ontology annotation, molecular function: RNA polymerase II cis-regulatory region sequence-specific DNA binding; DNA-binding transcription factor activity, RNA polymerase II-specific; I-SMAD binding. The record is from RefSeq and is a predicted model, not a curated record. Gene Ontology annotation, cellular component: heteromeric SMAD protein complex.
UGCGCAUGCGCUGUUCGCCAUAUUGCGCAGCAGGGUGUGAGAUGGUGCGUCGAGACCAUCGCGGCUACAUUGUUUAUUUUCGUUCCGCGCGGUGACUGUUUUUGCCCUUCUGUUAAUAAAAUAUUGUGCCAAAUCACGUCAAACAGAGUUCUCGCUCAAAUGAAGAAGUCUUGCCGUCUGUCGUCGCUUUAAAUCGUUGUAGAUUUCAGCGGAGCGCGUUAGUCCGGCUGAAGUGUGUUCCGCGCGGUAGCCGCUAGCAAGAUUCACAUCAAAACCACCAAAACCGGACAGAUAAAGACAGGUUCCUUUUCAGGAGACAAAACAGGGGGCGUUUGGAUGGACCCUUCACUGGCGCAGGUGUAUUGCUGAAACAAGUUUGAGACGGCACACGGGAGCCUCUCGGAGGCCGAUAACCAGCGCAGGAUGUCCAUCACAAACACGCCCACCAGUAACGACGCCUGUCUGAGCAUCGUGCACAGUCUGAUGUGUCACAGGCAGGGCGGCGAAAGUGAGACGUUUGCUAAACGAGCCAUUGAGAGUCUGGUGAAGAAACUGAAGGAGAAGAAGGACGAGCUUGAUUCGCUCAUCACCGCCAUCACCACCAACGGAGCUCAUCCCAGCAAAUGUGUGACCAUACAGAGAACACUAGACGGCCGGCUGCAGGUGGCUGGUCGUAAAGGAUUCCCACAUGUCAUUUAUGCACGGUUAUGGCGAUGGCCGGACCUUCAUAAGAACGAAUUGAAACAUGUGAAGUACUGCCAGUUUGCCUUUGACCUGAAAUGUGACAGCGUGUGCGUGAACCCCUACCAUUACGAGAGAGUCGUGUCUCCAGGAAUAGAUUUAUCUGGACUCACACUGUCAGGCUCUGGUCCGUCGGGUCUGAUGGUGAAGGAUGAGUAUGAUUAUGAUGGCCAGCAGUCUCUGCCCAGCACUGAGGGACACAUGCAGACGAUUCAACACCCUCCCUCCAGACCAGUGGCCCAGGAGCCCUUCAACACGCCCGCCAUGCUCCCGCCAGCAGAGGGCAGCAGCUCGGCCUCCACCUCGGCCUUCUCCAGCAUCGCGGUGGGAUCCACAACUCAGCCCAAUAGCGUUCUCUCAGGAAGCCAUAGCAGUGAGGGUUUGCUGCAGAUUGCCUCUGGGACGGGGCAGGGCUCACAGCAGAAUGGCUUCCCCCCCGGCCAGCCCUCCACGUACCAUCACAAUGCCACUUCCACCUGGACGAGGAACAGUAACUUCACCCCCACUGUGCCUCAUCAUCAGAACGGCCAUCUUCAGCAUCAUCCGCCUAUGGCUCAUCCAGCGCACUACUGGCCAGUUCACAACGAAAUCGCGUUUCAGCCACCGAUAUCCAACCACCCUGCUCCUGAGUACUGGUGCUCCAUCGCUUAUUUCGAGAUGGACGUUCAAGUGGGCGAGACCUUUAAAGUUCCCUCCUCCUGUCCCAUCGUGACCGUGGACGGAUACGUGGACCCGUCCGGAGGAGAUCGCUUCUGCCUCGGCCAGCUCAGCAACGUCCACAGAACGGAGGCCAUCGAGAGGGCGAGACUGCACAUCGGGAAGGGCGUCCAGCUGGAAUGUAAAGGAGAGGGGGAUGUUUGGGUUCGCUGUCUUAGCGAUCACGCCGUCUUCGUCCAGAGCUACUACUUGGACCGAGAGGCCGGCCGCGCUCCUGGAGACGCUGUGCACAAGAUUUACCCCAGUGCAUACAUCAAGGUGUUUGAUCUGCGUCAGUGUCACAGGCAGAUGCAGCAGCAGGCGGCGACGGCACAGGCGGCGGCGGCCGCUCAAGCAGCAGCGGUGGCGGGAAACAUCCCCCGGCCCCGGAUCCGUGGGAGGAAUCGCACCUGCUAUCAGUUUAUCAGCGGCCGCUGGAAUCGGUGUGGACGACCUCCGUCGGCUCUGCAUCCUGCGCAUGAGUUUCGUGAAGGGCUGGGGUCCCGAUUACCCGCGGCAGAGCAUCAAAGAGACGCCCUGCUGGAUCGAGAUCCACCUGCACCGCGCACUGCAGCUGCUGGACGAGGUUCUGCACACCAUGCCCAUCGCCGACCCCACGCCGCUGGACUGAGGUCGCCCGCGCACGCCGGACCGACGGCAACCACACAAACCCAGUACCGCCGAACUGUGCGAAUGAUGCAGAGAGACCAACGGGGUUCAGAGGCUGCGUUUACUUCAUUUGCGUCUUUUGUUUUUGCCCGUGUUGCUUUUGUUCAGAUUACAUUCAGAGCUUGAAGUGCACAGGACCCAGUGUUAUAGUAACCAGUAUCUGAUCAUCUAAAGCUUCAGAAGUGUUUUGCAUGAAGAUGAUGUGCGGUUGCCAGCUCUGCAAAGGUGCAUGCUGGGAUUCAGUCAAGAGCUGUUUAAAUGAAUUCGUUCCCAGACAUUUGCUUCAUGCUGUUGCAGUAGAGUUUCCAUCAUGUCUAAACAAUGUCAUUUUCAAUCAGACUCGUCUUUUUUUUUCCCACUUUGUUUUGCUCGUCAUCUCUUAAUGCAAACCAGAGUCUCUCAGCCUGAACAUUUCAAAGCCGUGCGCAGUGGUCUGGAAGUACAUCGGCUGAUGUUUACCUGAAAAUCAUGUAGCAUUUCCUUUUUUUGAGUUGCAGUGUUUGGGUUUAAGUGGUUUGGACUCGCAUUCAUAUUAGCAUGUACAGAAGACAUGCAUUUUCUUUUGAGCUUCUCACUAGCAGCUAAUUGGCUUGUUGACUUCUCUUUUUUUUUUGGCAAGUUCCUUGCCACCUACUGUUAACCAUCAUAGACGUGUAACGGUUAGUCUAAACUCAUACGUGCACGAGCAAUAACAUCCGGUUUCUUCUGAAUGCUUUUUUUUUUUUUCUUUUAGCCAUGUAUUUGUUCUAGCACUUUAUGUCUGUUUCUUUUUCUUUCCAUCUUUCAGUUUCUCUUCUUUGCAGCCUGUGAAUAAAAAUGCAGCUCUUUUACAGAAAAAAACGAAUUGGAUUCAGUACUAGGAUGUUUGGUUUACAGGAAAAGUUCCGACAAAACAUGAAAAUGUGCUCAACCUCAGGCCAUCUGAGAUUAGGAUGAGUUUGUUUCUUCAUCAGAUUUGUAGAAAUGUGUCAUUCCAUCACUUGCUCACCAAUGGAAGUGAAUGGGUGCCGUCAGAAUGGGAGUCCAAACAGCUGAUAAAAACAUCACAAGUAAUCCACACGACUCUGGUCCAUCAGUUGAUCUGUGCAGAUUUCUCUCCUGAUUCAGACCAGACCACUUUUUCGCUGGAGGAAGUGUUAUUGUGGACUUAAAGUUAAAAUGUCUUAAUGAUGGAUUUGUUUGAGCUUUUUUCUUCUCAAGAUGUUAACUGAUGGACUGGAGUGGUGUGGAUUGUGAUGUUUUCAUCAGCUGUUUGGACUCUCAUUCUGACGGCACCCAUUCACAUCCAUUGGUGAAGAAAAUCUGAUGAAGAAACAAACUCAUCUGUAUCUCGGAUGGGCUUUGAGAGCGCAUUUUAAUUUUCGGGUGAACUGUUCCUUUAAUGCAUUAGUGGUUUAAUGCAGUUUUACCGGUCAAAGGUCACAAGGGCUCCAUUUGAUUUUUCUCUAAAGAUCCUUUCAUGGGAAACUGAUGAAUUAACACUUUUAUACCAUUAAUCUCUCUGUUUUUUAGAGCGCACAUCAUGUUCCCCUGAUGCCUGAGAAUAUCAGUUAUUCAUAUAAUAAAUGGCGGUCGUGUGUGGAUAUGAGAUGAACUGGAACGGUGUGUUUUGAUGUGAACAUUGAAAGCCAUAUGAAAUGAACAUUAUGGGAAAAAUAAGAUGUCAGUAUUACCCAGAGCUUGUGUUUUCUCUAUAAAAUGACAGACUUACUCUUGAGAUGUCGUACAGCGGCAAUUUAGACAAUCAUGUCAGCCUUGCAUGUCUUGGAGUAAGAUUAGAUGACAGAUCAAUACGUUCUCUUGAGCCUGAUUUCAUAUUCUGUUUGAAAAGAAACAGGAAAGUUCUGAACAAGAAAGAGAGCGCUUGUGAGAGCAUCUCCUCAAAUAACUCAUACUUUUAGCAAUUUAUCAAAUACAGUAUAAUAUGAAAUUGA